Molecule: messenger RNA, 450 nt
Organism: Pleurotus ostreatus (oyster mushroom)
Lineage: Eukaryota; Fungi; Basidiomycota; Agaricomycetes; Agaricales; Pleurotaceae
Gene: RPB11
Product: DNA-directed RNA polymerase II core subunit
Exons: 3
Coding region: 1-450 (149 amino acids)
Biological process (GO): transcription by RNA polymerase II
Cellular component (GO): RNA polymerase II, core complex
Molecular function (GO): protein dimerization activity
Source: RefSeq, a predicted model, not a curated record
AUGAACGCCAUAAAUCGACACGAGCUGUUUGUUCUCGACGAAGGAGAAAAUCCAGUAGAGGUUACAGAAGACACCAAGAUCCCAAAUGCUGCGACAAUAAGAAUUGCCAAGCAGGAUCAUACACUAGGGAACAUGGUUCGCGCACAAUUGCUCUCCAUGCCAUCGGUUCUCUUUGCCGGAUACAAAGUUCCCCAUCCUCUCCAACCAUAUUUUAUAAUCAAGGUCCAAACGGAUGGGACAAUCACACCACAAUUUGCCCUCGAAACUGCUUGUAAUGACCUCAUAAAAAUGGUGGGUGACUUGGAAGUGAAAUUCAAACGGGAGUUUGCUUUCAAGGAUGCGGACGGUGCUACUGGGUCGAACGCUGCAGGGGGACCCACGGCAGGGGGCGACGACCCCUACGGCGGUGGAGGAGGUUGGUCGGAAGGCAAGGAUUAUCUUGACUUCUGA